CAUAACUUGCUUAAUCCCACCGCCAUCACGAUCAGAAGCCAACGUUUCUUCUUCACAUUCAUACUUCUUCUAGAGUCAUCACUCAUCAUCAGUCAGUUCACUGAGAGACAGCACAAAGAAAGAAGAAAAGAAAAUGAUGCCAGACAUGAUGGUGCUCUCUGCGCGCAGGACGGCGCAAGUUAGCGAGGAAGGAGACGAAGACGACGAGUCCAAGACCAAAAAGCACAUAUCACUCGCACUGAGAUUCACCAACUACUUCACCCGAACCGGUUACCUAUGGCCCUCUCUCUCCCUCUCUGUCCUCUUCCUCUUCCUCUUCUCUCUCAUCCUUCACACUCGCAAUCUCGUCUGCAUUUCUCCCUCCUCUGACCCAAUUUCUCGCAUGCGAUUCUUUGGCCUCGACGGACUCGAAUCCGAUUUCGGAUCUCUCGGCGUGCCCUGGUGCAGAUCGAAACAUGGAAAAACUGUUGAAUGGACAUCCAAGGAUCUACUAAAGGGCCUGCAAGAGUUCGUACCUAUAUAUGAAACACGACCCAUCAAGAACAACAUGUAUGGGAUGGGCUUCGACCACAGCUUUGGGCUUUGGUUCAUUACUCGAUGGCUGAGACCAGAUUUAAUGAUUGAGAGCGGUGCUUUCAAGGGACAUUCUACUUGGGUUUUACGGCAAGCAAUGCCAGAUAAGCCAAUUGUGUCACUUUCACCACGUCAUCCUGAGAAAUACCUUAGGAAGGGUCCUGCUUAUGUUGAUGGCAAUUGCACGUACUUUGCUGGAAAGGAUUUUGUGGAUUUUGGGAGCAUUGACUGGGGGAAUAUAAUGAAGAAACACGGAAUUACAGAUCUCAGUCGGGUUCUUAUCUUCUUUGAUGAUCAUCAGAAUGAAUUAAAAAGGCUAAAACAGGCACUAAAAGCUGGCUUUAAACAUCUUGUCUUUGAAGACAACUAUGAUACUGGAACUGGCGACCAUUAUUCCUUCAGGCAGAUGUGUGAUCAAUCUUAUAUAAGAGGAGGUGGUCACAGCUGCUUUAAAGAUAGUGAUGAAGCUAGGAUUAGAUCAAGAAGGAAUAAGUUCUGGGAGAAGGCAGUUGAUAUAGAAGAACUAUGUGGGCCAGGUGAAGUGUGGUGGGGUGUAAGAGGUGUGAUGCGCGAUGACUUUAAUCACAGUAAUAAGGCAAUUACCUAUGCAGAACAUUUUCAGAACAGCAGGUUUGUAGAAUCAGUGCUUGAUGUUUAUUGGGAGCUUCCUCCUGUUGCUGGCCCUUCACUUACUCAUCAAACUAGAUACGAUCCUGCUCGUGUACCCUAUCCCAUCGUUGAAGAUGGCAGGUUUGGUUUGUUCCACAGGCUUGGCUUGACUAGACUCGGUACUUCUGUAUUUAACGGGUAUACUCAAAUGGUAUAUCUUCAAAUAUCCGAACAAGAAUCUUAAUGCUGUUGCAAAUAGAUGUGACAUGAACUAACCCGCUACAUCAUGAAACCUUGAGGUCAUGUCAAUAUUAUGUAUGCACUCUCCUUUCCUUGUAGGCUCGUAGUUGUUUAACAUGUUCAUUUGAUAUAUUUAAUAACUUUUUUAUAAGUUUGAUAUUUAGAAUCAAUUUCUGUGAUAUGUUAAUAUAUUGUUUUUGAGAAAUUA
This is a messenger RNA of Cornus florida, 1630 nucleotides long. RefSeq lists its product as uncharacterized. The coding region runs from base 134 to 1426 and encodes 430 amino acids. The transcript is spliced from 4 exons. Lineage: Eukaryota; Viridiplantae; Streptophyta; Magnoliopsida; Cornales; Cornaceae. The record is from RefSeq and is a predicted model, not a curated record.